Molecule: messenger RNA, 774 nt
Organism: Lachancea sp. 'fantastica'
Lineage: Eukaryota; Fungi; Ascomycota; Saccharomycetes; Saccharomycetales; Saccharomycetaceae
Source: the annotation of a GenBank genome assembly
AUGUAUUGGUUCCUCGAGCACAGAAGAUACCUGUUGAUCUAUCCUUGCGCUUUUGUGCUCGGUCUUGCGGUCAAUUUGGUGGUAGAUUCGUCUCAAUUGGACCAUCAGAAGGAUACUUUUUACCUUCUUUCAUCGGGCAACUGGAUCAACCAGAUAUUCGCAUAUCGCGGAAACCUGAUCUGGACUCUCUUGUAUAUAGCGUUAGCGUGUUUCCAAGUGCAAUUGCAGGUGUCUAGGCAGUAUUUCUUGCCUCUGGACGCUCGCAAUGGUGGCCAAAGAGACAGUAAGUCAGUGAUUAAAGCCGUGAAGCCCUUUCUGGCAAAGCUCGUCUUGAAGAAUUUGGCUUUGCUGGUGGUAUUUCUCAUCAUAGAUGGCAUAUUCGUGUGGACUGGGGGCUCUUGCUCGACUAGCGGCACCAAGUCUGCGGAAACCUGCCGCAAACAGGGCGGAGAGUGGACAGGCGGAUUUGAUGUGAGCGGACAUUUCUGCUUCCUCACAAUCGUGAGUUUGAUCCUGUGGGAAGAGCUGCGUGGCGCCCGUCAGUAUAUGAUUGUCAACGAGAUCGAUGCCAACAACGAGUCCAAAAUCUGGCUUCCACUGCAAUAUACAGUAGUCAGUGUCCUCGCGGUAUGGGCAUUCAUCCUGUGUGUAACAGCAAUCUAUUACCACACUGUUUUAGAAAAAGUUCUGGGUCUUGCCAUGGGUUACAUUGGUCCUGGAGUCAUUUACUGGGCUAUCCCUAACAGUCCAAAGCUGAAGUCCCUACUCUACUAG